AUGUCUUUAAACACGACGCUUAAUGCAAACUGGACAACGUUCAAGGACGACUUCUUCAAAAAGGAGAUGAAAGACGAGUUAGCACAGUUUAAGAUACAGAUUGACCAGCAGUUAGCCACCACUUCGCUAAAGCUACAAGAUCAUGAGCAGAAGCUGGAGGAAAUGGCUGCACGCAUUGACGAGCAGGAGACCUGGGCCGCGGUGGCUAACGAGGCGCUGAGCCGGUCUCUAAAAGAGCAAAGUGCGCUACAGGAUAAAGUGAACGACUUGGAAUCUAGGUCGAGAAUGAACAAUAUGAGAAUCUACGGGGUGCCUGAAGGAGCCGAGGGAAGCUCUGUGAUUCAGUUCGUGGAGGGGCUGCUAGCUAAUGAAAAGCUAAUCAGUGGAGGAACAGAUCUACAGAUACAACAUGCACACCGGUCGGUCGCACCGAGACCGAACCCCAACGCUCCGCCAAGAUCCAUAGUAGUGAACUUCCUUCAGUUCAGAGUAAAAGAGACAAUCCUCAGAAAUGCUUGGAAAAAGAAAAUUCAGAUUGGCGACAGGAUCCUUUCAUUUAACUUUGAUUAUACCACCGACGUGAUUCAGAAACGUAAGGAAUAUAAAGCCAUCAAAGCCGCACUGAAGGAGAGAGGUGUCCGCUUUCAGACUCCAUUCACCCGGAUGCGAAUCCACUGGGACAGUGGACCGCAGAUGUACAACAGUGCGGGAGACGCCGAGAGAGAACUACGCAAAAGGGGCUUCUUUGCUGGUCACACAGAAGAGCACGUUUCUGAGGGCCCAAUAACAUCACAACAACUGGAGGAGACAUCACCUUGGCAUCGCGUGGAGCGCACCCACCGACACGGGGAGAGGGAGGCAGCGAAACGCGCACGAGAACGACUGCAGGAGUUUCAGCGUAAACCCAGACAAUGA
Knipowitschia caucasica is the source of this 915-nucleotide messenger RNA. The record is from the annotation of a GenBank genome assembly. Lineage: Eukaryota; Metazoa; Chordata; Actinopteri; Gobiiformes; Gobiidae.